Molecule: messenger RNA, 1467 nt
Organism: Trichomonas vaginalis G3
Lineage: Eukaryota; Parabasalia; Trichomonadida; Trichomonadidae
Product: protein ubiquitination
Exons: 1
Coding region: 1-1467 (488 amino acids)
Molecular function (GO): protein binding; oxidoreductase activity, acting on iron-sulfur proteins as donors
Source: RefSeq, a predicted model, not a curated record
AUGAGUGAAGGUCUUACUGUUAAUUUUGAUUAUAUUGCGAACAACAUACAAUCAUACAUCGAACAAGGUAACAUUUACGAUAUUCUUGAUGAAAAUGACAUUGCAGAAGUUUUAGAAAAAACAAAUCUAACCUCUAAUAACUUCAAUGAUCUUCUUUCACAAGGUAAAACGAAAUAUAAUUCAUCUAAAAUGUAUGGAUUUGUUCGUAAGUGUAACAUUUCAGUUAAUUCGUUCGAAGAGGUGAUUAACGUUCUCAACAGUUACCAAAGUAUUUUGAAACUUAAAUCAUCCGGAAACUUAAUUGAUUAUUUAAAUCAAUACAAGACCGAAUUUAAUACAAAUUCACAAGAAGUCACAAAUUUACAAAACAAAAUUCAAGAUCUCGAAACAAAGAUUAUUAGUCUUGAAAACGAAAAUAACAAAUACAAAGAUGAAAUCAAUCAACUCAAAAAUGAAAUCGCAACAUUUAACAGCAAAAAUAAUAAACUACAACAAUCAAUCAAUAAAAUUGCGCAAUGUGCUGGAUUGCCAUUAAAUUCUGAUUUCAAUACAGUUUACAAUUUCCUUCGAGGACUUUCAGAUAAAGGAGAUCAAUUGAAAAUGGCAAUUUCAUGUGCAUGUGGAUUAAGUGAAAAGAAAGAAAAUCAAUACGGAAAUACUGUACUUAAUUGUGCAUGUCUUUGUGGAUAUCUUAAAUUAGCAAAAUCUCUUAUUGAAGGAGGUUGUGACAGAAAUGCAGUUGAUAAUUAUGGAAAUAAUUGCUUAAUUAAUGCAUCAGGACAUGGACUGAUUGAAAUUGUAAGAUAUUUAAUUGAAAUUGGUAAAAUUGACAUGAAUUAUCAAAAUCAAAAAGAUGGAAAUAAUGCUAUUCUUGUUGCAUCAGAAAAUGGUCAUCUUGAAGUAGUUAAAUAUCUCAAAUAUAAGGGUUGUAAUUUAGAAUCUAAAAAUUUAAAUAAUGCAAAUUGUGUUUACAAUGCAAUAGCAAAUGGACAUCUUGAAACAGUUAAAUAUCUUGUAUCAGUUGGAGCUAGUCCAAAUGAACAAGAUAACAAUGGAUAUUCUCCAAUUCAAUUUGCAUCGCAAUUUGGUCAUCUUGAAAUCAUUGAAUAUCUCUUUGAUCGUAAUGAUGGUAUUGAUCCAAAUAUAAAAUUAAAAGGUGUAUGGUCUCCAAUAAUUAUUGCAUCAUCAUAUGGUCAUCUUGAAGUAGUUAAAUAUCUGAUUACAAAAGGAUAUGAUCUAAAUGAUAAAAACGAUGAUGGUGAUUCUCCACUUCAUUUUGCAGCCAAGAAAGGAUAUUUCGAAGUUGUUGAAUUUUUAGUUUCAAAAGGUUCCAAUCUUAAUGAUAAAGACAAUGAUGGAAAAACACCACUUGAUUAUGCAAAAGAAAGACAAACCGAAAAUGAAAACUACGGAAAAAUCAUUACUCUUCUUGUUGACAGGAUAAGCAAACAAUCAGGCGCCAAAUAA